AUGGUCCUGGAGCUCUACAUGGACUUGCUGUCCCCACCUUGCCGCGCUGUCUACAUCUUUGCCAAGAAGAAUGGCAUCCCUUUUGAUUUCCAAUUGGUGGAUCUACUAAAAGGUCACCACCAUAGCAAGGAAUACAUCGCAAUCAACCCCCUGAGGAAGGUUCCCAGCCUCAAAGAUGGUCAGUUCAUCUUAUCUGAAAGCGUGGCCAUCCUCUUCUACCUAUGCCGCAAGUACAGUGCGCCUUCCCACUGGUACCCACCAGACCUGCACACGCGUGCCCGUGUGGAUGAGUUCAUGGCCUGGCAGCACACAGCUAUUCGGGAGCCCAUGAGCAAGAUACUGUGGGUCAAGUUGCUAAUCCCAAUGAUCACUGGUGAGGAGGCACCCACUGAGAAGAUAGACCAGGCACUGGAGGAGGUGAAUAAAAGCAUAGAGAAAUUUGAGGAGAAGUUUCUGCAGGACAAGCUGUUCAUCUCUGGAGACCACAUCUCACUAGCUGACUUGGUGGCCCUGGUGGAAAUGAUGCAGCCCAUAGCGACUAACCACAACGUCUUCAGCACCGCCAAGCUUGCUGAAUGGCGAAUGCGAGUGGAGUUAGCCAUCGGUUCCAAACUCUUCUGGGAGGCUCAUGACCGACUGGUGAAAUUACCAAAAUGGGACUGUUCCGUGCUGGACCCUAUAGUCAAGACGAAGAUCAGCGAGCUUCUGCACAAGUAUAAGUGA
Psammomys obesus (fat sand rat) is the source of this 723-nucleotide messenger RNA. Its product is annotated as glutathione S-transferase theta-4. The coding region runs from base 1 to 723 and encodes 240 amino acids. The transcript has 5 exons. Gene Ontology annotation, cellular component: cytoplasm. Gene Ontology annotation, biological process: glutathione metabolic process. Gene Ontology annotation, molecular function: glutathione transferase activity. The record is from RefSeq and is a predicted model, not a curated record. Lineage: Eukaryota; Metazoa; Chordata; Mammalia; Rodentia; Muridae.